Ahaetulla prasina is the source of this 4148-nucleotide messenger RNA. It is a transcript of the gene SLC22A7, whose product is annotated as solute carrier family 22 member 7. Gene Ontology annotation, molecular function: transmembrane transporter activity. The record is from RefSeq and is a predicted model, not a curated record. NCBI's taxonomy places the organism in Eukaryota, Metazoa, Chordata, Lepidosauria, Squamata, Colubridae. The transcript is spliced from 11 exons. The coding region runs from base 2086 to 3729 and encodes 547 amino acids. Gene Ontology annotation, biological process: transmembrane transport. Gene Ontology annotation, cellular component: membrane.
UUUGUACUAGAAGCACAAAUAACUCCAGCAGCCAACUCAAAAAAGCUGGAUUGUACACACUUUCUUUUUACAUAUACUUCUUUUUACAUGCCUAAAUGAUAACAUUUCUAUUACAGAUAACCAUCACUUGAGGUGACUUGUGAUGAGUUCAUUUAGCCACGAGAAGUCACUGUUGUCUUGUUCCAAGAAGUCUGAACUGGGAAAAAUGAUUGUAGCUCAAAUGACAAUAAGAAGACUCUGCUCUUUUCUCCCUGCCUUCUUUAUGCUUCUAAUCUCUGAUGUGACAUUCUAUUGACAACUGUAGCCCCUAAUAGGUUGAUCACUCUAGGGAGCAACAUUUAUUGAUCCUUUGUGCCCGGAACCCAGAAGUAUUUCCCUCAUGACAGUAUUUUACUGUUAGGCUUUCAAAUUCUCUCAGAAAGAUGACGAAUGCUGGGAGUUGUAGGCAGCCGUAUCUGACAUGCCACAAGUUACCUCGAGCAGAACAUUGUUAUGCAUUUUGCUUUACCACACUGCACACCAAUGAUCAUGGAGCUUCAGCAAUAUAAGUUUAGACCUCUGACUUAAUUGUUGUAUAAAGAGGAAAGGAUUCCUUUAGUUACCCAAUGGUACUUAGUUAACAGUCCACUGUUUCUGGGAAACAAAACAUUUUAAAAGUAAAUAAGAUGUGCAAACUGAUUGAAUCCCAGCAAGAGCAUAUAAAUCUAAUUAUAGAUGAUAGGCCUGAAUCCACUAUUCACUCCGUGAGUCCAAUUUGUUGCUCUCUUGCGUAUGGGGUCUUCAACCUCUUCUGUUAACUCAAGCAACAGCUGCACCACUAACUAGACAUCAUCUGGUAAACUCCCACUACUCCCAAAUAGGGAAUCAGCUCUUUACUUAUUGCAUGUUGCCUAUGAUAUCAGCACUUUAAAGAGCUGUACAAGGAACCCAUAGCUGUGAAAUUGUUUUUAGGAAAUCAAGAUCUACUUCAGUGGGUCUUAUUUAGAAAUGAAUUAGGUAUACCGUCUAUACUUAAUUAGACAGCCACAUUUUUGCCACAGUUGUUAAGUGAAUCACUGCAGUUGUAAAGUUAGUAACAGGGUUGUUAAGUGAAUCUGGCUUCCCCUUUGACUUUGCUUGUCAGAAGAUCGCAAAAGAUGAUCACACUUUGGGACACUGCAAUUGUCAUAGAUACAUACCAGUUGCCAAGCAGCUGAAUUUUGAUCACAUGACUUUUGGGUAUCCUGAGUUUAAUUUUUUUCCCCUCUCAGCUCAAUUUCUCCUCAUAAGAAGUAUCAGUAUAAUAAAUAAGGAAUAAAGAACACAGCAUUUGGCUGUGUUCUCAUGACAUGCUUAACAAGGUCAGUGAACCUUGUUUACUUAAUUAACUCAGCUUUCUGAGUUGAAAAUUGAACAAUAAAUAUCUGGGACAAGCUUGCACAACCUGUUACAUUAAACUGUGAUCAGUUAGUUUACAAUUUAGUUUUGGGAUAUUAUCUAUGUCCCAUUAAAAUGUUUGAACUGACCAGCAAGUCUCUCUUUAGAGAAUUGACCUAUUCCUAUGCUUUGGUUUGCAAGCUUUUGUCUUUCCAAUGUGUUUGAUGACAUCUCCCUUCUGUCUUCUGUUCAUUUCUCUCUAAGUGAACAAGAAGAGUGAGAUGCUCUCAAAGAAAAUUAUUGGUCAUAGGAAAGUAUGGUAGCCUGUGUGCCUGAGCUAGUAUUUAAUUUUACAAAAGGAGAGAGAAGAAUAUACUGAAUGCCCAGCCUGAUUUCUGGCAGCAUUAAAGGUUAUUAGUCAAUCAAUAAUACUCAUUGUGUUAACUAUUCUCCUAUCUCUUAGCUUCCUGUCCUUAAUUUUUCUGUUGGAUUUCUUUCUUUCAUGUCUCAGUAAUUAUGACUUCACUAAUUCUGACCCCAUCCAGUUUUCAUUGUGACUAAACCUUUGGCACAGUUUCUGCUGUGGGGGGAAAGACCUAUUCUACAUUUCAAAGUCCACCAGGACUUUGCGAAAAGUCAUGGCAUCUAGUUCAUAUAGAACCCAACAUCAGCAGGAUUUUUCUUCUCCGGCAUCUCAGUUCUUAUGAGCAAACAAGUGACUUGGCAAAGAUGAACUUUGAAGAGCUCCUGAGGGAAGUCGGAGGCUUUGGGCGAUUCCAGAUCUUAACAGUGCUUCUGCUCUGCUUUCCAAGACUCUUGCUCCCCUUGCAUUUCCUGCUGCAUAACUUCCUAGCAGCCACCCCAGGACAUCACUGUGCCAUCCCACAUCAGCAACAAUUUGCCAAUCUUACUAAAGAAGACGUGCUGAUCAUCAACAUUCCAAGAGAUUUUAAUGGUGCCUUCAGCUCCUGUGAGAUGUUUUCUGAACCUCAGUUUCAUCUACUGCUUAAUUCCUCCCUUGAAUUGACCAAUGUAUCUGUGCAGAAAUGCCAGUAUGGAUGGACCUAUGAUCAGUCCCAAUUCAUUUCCACAAUAGCCACUCAGUGGAAUCUGGUCUGUGAGCAUAAAAGCUUGAACCAAGCAACUGCUACCUUCUUCUUCUUUGGGGUGAUGUUUGGUGCUGUGAUCUUUGGAGACUUCUCUGACAGGUUUGGUCGGAAGAGAAUGUUCCUGGUGUCCUAUUUGGGCACCCUCAUCUUUGGGGUACUGAGUUCAGUCUCAGUUUCCUAUACUAUGUUCGCAGUGACACGGACUCUGACAGGAAUGUCUAUCUGUGGACUCUCCAUCAUCGUAAUACCUCUGGGCAUGGAAUGGGUGGAUAUAGAACAUCGCACCAUAUCAGCAAUUAUAACCAGUCUCUUCUGGAGUUUUGGAAAUAUGCUUCUUGCUCUGAUUGCCUAUUUGGUGCGGGCUUGGCACUGGCUGCUUCUCACCACUUCUCUUCCGUGUAUAGUGGGCAUCAUCUCCAUGUGGUGGCUCCCAGAAUCUGCCAGGUGGUUGUUAAUUAAAGGGAAAGUGAAAGAAGCUCACAGACAUUUAAAAAGAUGUGCCAGAAUGAACAGAAAGAAAGAAUUUGAUGACAAAAUAAAUCCUGAGAGCUUACUCAAGAUUGCAGCAGUGAUAAACCAGAAGUCAGACGGGAACUAUUCCUACAUCAGUCUUUUCCGAACACCAAUGCUGAGAAGGAUUUCCUUUUUCAUGGCAGCUGUGUGGUUUGGAGCAGCUUUUUGCUAUUAUACCAUUAGCAUGAACAUCACUGGUUUUGGCCUGGGAAUGUAUAUGACCCAGUUUGUCUUUGGGUUCAUUGAGGUUCCUGCCAAGCUCCUUGUUUUUGUUAUGGUAAAUCGAAUUGGACGAAGGAAAAGCCAAGCCUGGGCCCUCAUCCUAAGUGGAUUAUGUGUGGGAAUCAACAUUAUUGUCCCAACAUCUCAGGGGAUUGUGCGUUCAGUGAUUGCCAUCAUUGGCAAAGGAUUUUCUGAAGCUGCCUUCACUAUAGUCUUCUUGUACUCUUCAGAACUCUAUCCCACCAUUCUUAGACAGAGUGGACAAGGAUACUGCUCCUUCAUGGCCCGUCUAGGGGCAUGUGUGGCUCCGCUUGUCUUCCUGUUGGAUAGCAUAUGGAAGCCUCUGCCCCAAACGGCAUCUUUUGCCAUGGCAUUGCUGUGUGGUUCAUCAGCCUUCUUUCUCCCGGAGACCCGAGGCAUCCGCCUGCCAGAAACGAUAGAGGACAUUGAAAAACAAAGCUCGAAAGGGAACAAACAUCUGCGUGACGAUACACCUGAAGUCGCACCUCUCCAAUUAUCACACAAUUGACCUGCUGAAAGGUUAGAAUACAGAUCACUGCACUGAUGAUGUUACCUAGUUUGGUAAUGAAAUGGCUGCAAGAAAAACACCAACCACAGUGAGCACUCAGGACCCCACAGUUCAAACUUGAGUUAACAAAUGUUGCCUUCUAUCAAACACAGAUCAACCAGCCAAUGAAUCAUUUCCAUUGCAGCAGCUCAGAUUUUCACAUUUGUAUAUGAAUAUGUGCUAUGAUAGUUCUAGCUGUGUGGAAUAUCUUGCUGUUCUAGUAAAAAAGUCUAAAGGGUUUAUUUGAUAUACUAAAAAAAAAAGGAAUGUUCUCUACUUUACAAAGUCCAAAGAAGCAGAACUAGCUCAGUUUGUUGCAGCAAAAUCAGCAAAGCAGCCAAUCAACAAAAGCACAAUAAAAGUUGUGAAACAUAAAUUGA